AUCCAACUGCCCCUCAACUACUAACAUAGCUCCUUUCCUUCUUUACCUUCAAUCAUGCCUACACUGACCGCAAACACUUCAUCUCUACGGCCUGCUGGCAGCACCAAUAAAAUGUCGCCCUUUAUUGGAGCUGUUGAGGACCAGUGGGAGAUGUAUAGGUUUUCACAGUUCUCCCUUCUCAGGAUCAGCACUAGACUGACUCACCUAACCCAGCGAUAUUCCUUCUGACUAUACCGUCGGUUCUCCUAUAGGAUUUGGGGCUUCUUCAAUCGUUUACGCUGCACAGUAUCAACCAAACGAUAGGCCACCUCCCCCAAUACCUUGCGCCCUCAAGGUUCUUGAUCUCGACUCAUUGCGUCCCCAUUCACUUGCUCUGUUGCAACGAGAAACGAUACUCAUGUCAUUAUUUAAACACCCCAACGUCCUUCGUGUUCGGGGAUCUUGGAUGAAUGGUCAUAAGCUCUACAUCGCGAUGCGUCUCAUGAACAGAGGUAGUGCAGCCGACGUCAUGCGUUAUGGCUGGCAGGGUGGUUUUGAAGAGGAAGUAAUCAAAUGUAUCUUGAAGCAAGCACUCAAAGGUCUCAACUAUCUUCACAUAAAUGGUUUCAUACAUCGAGACAUCAAGGCCGCCAAUCUCCUUAUCGAUGACGAUGGGACCGUUCUAUUAGGUGAUCUCGGUGUUGCCGCAGACCUAUCUGAAGACAGCUCUGAAGCCAUGGAUGAGUCACCAGCAUUCUCGAAAACGCAACCUGAAAUAUCAUCAUCAUCUUGGAGCAAUCACUCGGGGCCCUCUUCCGAUUCCUCUAAGCGAACCGUCGAGUCUGAUAUACUUGUGCGGCCAAAAAUGGGGAAAAGAAAAUCGUUUGUCGGAACUCCUUGCUGGAUGGCACCUGAGUUGAUCCAGGGGAAGCAUUAUGACUUUGCAGCCGACAUAUGGAGUUUUGGUAUCACCACAUUGGAAUUGAGCCUAGGACGCCCUCCAAGGUCACGGGAAUCUCCGCAAAAAGUUUUACUACGAACUGUCCGAGAAGCGCCGCCAACUCUUGAUCGAGAUGGCGGAGAAUACAAAUACUCUAGAGCGUUUCAAGAGUUCGUAGAAGCCUGUCUUGUAAAGGAUCCAUCGAAGAGACCGACGGCGGAACAAUUGCUGCAAUCUUCCUUCUUGAAAGGAGCAAAGAAACCUUCUUAUCUCAUUUCCAAGAUCUUCAAGGACUUGCCACCGCUCGCGCAGAGGCAGGAGAGCCGUGUCUUACCAAAUUCACAAACACGUGUUUCGAUUGAGUCUUGGGACUUCGCUACUACUGUUCAUUCACUACCACCGAGUUUUUCAACAAAGUGCCUUUCUCAAGAGACCGCACUUGAUAACGAUGAACUUCUGUUCGAGGUAGAUCUCGAUAGAAACCUAACGUCGCCACGGUCCCACUUUCGAUCGGUGUCAUUCGCGGAGCAGAACCCCGUAACUGAGGGCGAAGCAGUCCUAAUGGAUCCACGCGACUCAUCCAAUCCCUCGCCCUUUUCACAACUUAACGCAUUAUCUACUUCCGACAAUGAUGCGAUCGAUGACGGUCAGAGCUCCUCCACAUCCUCUCCUUGCAUGACACCGCCAUCACGGUUGGUGCAGUUUAGCGAAAAAGCGUUGUCUGACGCAUUGCCAUCUGCAAUCGACGUCACGCCGAAGCUGCCUCAUACUGACAUCAAACCAAGCUCAUCCCCACACGAAACCUCGCGCCGUAUGUUAUCGAAGCUUUCAAGGUGGUACAUAGGCAAGGAUUAAAGCUAUGGGUCACGCGAGCUCAAGAAAGAACCAGCGGGCAGGCUUGGUGGUAACCUGAAUGCAAAUGAAAUUCACGAUAAGACCUUGACGACUGGCACAGACUUCGCAGUUGUACUAUACAAUACUACUCGCAUCAUCUUCCAUUAUCACUAUUUAUCAC
Messenger RNA from Marasmius oreades (fairy-ring Marasmius), 1934 nucleotides. RefSeq lists its product as uncharacterized. The record is from RefSeq and is a predicted model, not a curated record. Bases 398 to 1774 code for a protein of 458 amino acids. NCBI's taxonomy places the organism in Eukaryota, Fungi, Basidiomycota, Agaricomycetes, Agaricales, Marasmiaceae. Gene Ontology annotation, biological process: protein phosphorylation. Gene Ontology annotation, molecular function: protein kinase activity; ATP binding; protein serine/threonine kinase activator activity. The transcript is spliced from 7 exons.